Messenger RNA from Danaus chrysippus (African queen), 291 nucleotides. The record is from the annotation of a GenBank genome assembly. NCBI's taxonomy places the organism in Eukaryota, Metazoa, Arthropoda, Insecta, Lepidoptera, Nymphalidae.
AUGGCUUCAGGUCUAGAGAACUAUAUUAAUCAGACAGUGUCUGUGAUAACUGCGGAUGGAAGAAAUUUUAUAGGCACAUUAAAAGGAUUCGACCAAACUAUAAACAUUAUAUUGGAUGAAUCCCAUGAAAGAGUGUUUUCAUCGUCAACAGGAGUAGCACAAGUUGUUCUCGGACUUCACAUUAUACGUGGUGACAAUAUAGCGAUCGUCGGACAAAUAGACGAGUCUAUAGAUAGUAGAUUAGAUCUUGGAAACAUCAAAGCUGAACCACUGGGUCCAAUUGUACAUUAA